CGUGACCGGGGAAGGAAUUCCAAUGAAAGAGACAAUGGAUGAACCCGAGGAUGAUAUGGUGAUUGAUGGUGAAAGGGAGCCUGAUUGCCCCAACCUCCGUAUUGAUCGGGACACAAACGUCUGGGGAAUGCGUGGCGCAGGGCCAUCAUUGUUAGGGUCUUGGGCACUCCUUUCCCUUCUCUUCGUUCAAUGCCGACUCCAGUACCUCUGGGCUACGAUAGAGACGAUCAAAUUAGCAAGCAUGAGACAAGGAUUUUACUUUGUCUGCUUUACCACGGAACCAGACUACGAUAAGGCUCUAUACGAAGGUACGUGGAUGAUCGAGGACCAGUACACCCUCACACGUCAUUGGAAACAAGGAUUCGAUCCAGAUGAAGGUGAUGAUGUCCUAACUAACAUACUGGUAGGAGAUCGCCUCCCCAAACUCCCAAUGUACUAUUUUGACUCCGUGAUAUUGUGAGACAUUGGGAGCUCCAUAGGUCGGUACAUCAAGAUGGACGAGGCCACACGCGAUGCUUCUCGAGGACAUUAUGCAGGAAUAUGUAUCGAGGUCAAUCUAAACCUUUGAUCAUCAAGUAUCAGCUGGAGAGGCGUAUUCGAAGCCUACAAUACAAGGGACUCCAUAAC
Linum trigynum is the source of this 627-nucleotide messenger RNA. The record is from the annotation of a GenBank genome assembly. Lineage: Eukaryota; Viridiplantae; Streptophyta; Magnoliopsida; Malpighiales; Linaceae.